CCAACUCAUGUGUCAGCUUGAGUCCUCACUCCCUGCACUCCCAUUGCAUCACUGCAGCCACCAGUGCUUGUGAGUAUUAGUGUAUGUUGCUGUGUUCCCUGAUCUGGAACUGAGUUGGACUUCUAACCAUUCACUGCUAAGGCCAUAGUGCAGAGCCAGGAGAAUACCCAGGUAACCCCACAGCCAUGACGAACUCAGCGACUAACUUGCGGCUGAAGCUGCCCAUGGCCUGCAUCAUCCUGGAGGUGAUCAUCAUCAUCCUCUUUGGUACUCUGGUGCAGUACGACGAUGAGACAGACGCCAAGCUCUGGCACCAGGAAAUCGCCAAUGGCUCCUCCAACUACGACAACGACUUUUACUACCGCUACCCCAGCUUUCAGGAUGUGCACGUGAUGAUCUUCAUUGGCUUUGGUUUCCUCAUGACGUUCCUUCAACGUUACGGCUUUAGCAGUGUGGGCUUCAACUUCCUCAUCGCGGCCUUCGCUCUGCAGUGGGCCACUCUCAUGCAGGGCUUCGUCCACGGCAUGCACGGGGGCAAGAUCCARGUCGGAAUAGAGAGUAUGAUCAAUGCUGACUUCUGCACAGGCUCAGUGCUCAUCUCGUUCGGGGCGGUCCUGGGGAAGACCAGUCCAGUCCAGCUGCUGGUCAUGUCUGUGAUUGAAGUCACCCUGUUCGCAGUCAAUGAGUUCAUUGUGCUUUCUGUUCUGGGGGCCAAGGAUGCUGGUGGCUCCAUGACCAURCACACCUUUGGAGCUUACUUUGGCCUGAUGGUGGCUCGUGUUCUCUACCGCCCCAACCUGGACAAGAGCAAACACAAGAACUGCUCUGUCUACCACUCUGACCUCUUCGCCAUGAUUGGCACCAUCUACCUGUGGAUGUUCUGGCCAAGCUURAACUCUGCUGUGACGGCCCACGGAGAUGACCAACACCGCACGGCUAUGAACACCUACUAUUCCCUGGCUGCCUGCACCCUGGCCACKUACGGCCUGUCUGCCGUUGUGGCUCAUGAUGGSAAGCUCGAUAUGGUGCACAUCCAYAACGCUGCCCUUGCRGGUGGGGUUGCCGUGGGAACUGCUGGUGAAAUGAUGCUCACUCCUUUCGGCUCCAUGAUUGUGGGCUUCCUGGCUGGAACCGUCUCUGUGCUGGGCUUCAAAUUCCUCUCGCCUAUCCUGGAAGAAAAGCUGAAGAUACAGGACACGUGUGGCGUCCACAACCUGCACGGCAUGCCUGGAGUCCUGGGAGCCAUCGUUGGAGCAGUUACUGCUGCUCUGGCAACRAAGGACGUCUAUGGAGAUGGGAUGGCUGAUGUGUUCCCUGACAUCCACUCUGGUGAUGUGGAGGCCUCGUUCCAGGGCGUACGACAGGCCAUCUCCCUGGCCGUAACCCUGGGCAUCGCCCUCCUGGGUGGUCUUAUCACCGGUUUUAUUCUGAAGCUGCCAAUUUAUGGUGCUCCUCCUGACACCAUCUGCUUUGAGGAUGGCAUCUACUGGGAGCUGCCUGGUGAGGAGGGCUCACAUGAGGAGUUGACCACUGUCAGAACACCAGACGAGGCAGAAAAGCUCAACGCAUAAACACACAUACACACACACUUGAGAUCCACACAUAGUAGAUUGUACAACCAGGAUGUGGCAGCACAUGGUGCUUGUGUAUGUCUGCCAUUUUUCAAUGUGCCAAUGACCAUAUCUGAUUCACUAGUAUGGUGGUAGUGUGUGUUCAAAUACUCAAGACCAUCAGCAGAAGUGCCUUUCACUCGCAGAAGAAAACAAUCUCAAGGUAACCCAUAAUGUGUUUAUACCAGACAGAAGCAUGCUAUCCUCCAAGCAGCAUAGGCCAUGGACAGUCCAUUGCAAUAUCCCUCGUACCAGCUGCAUUAUGUUAUGGUUCUAGAUGAUGCUAUGAAGCUACAGUAUAUGACAGAGCUGUAGACUUGAAUCAUGGUCUGAGAAUUUGGAUAUGACUAGUGAAACCUGUUUGAUGAUACAAAAACAAUGGAUUAAGCAACUUUUUAAUUGAGUGUUUUUGAGAUCUUUUUGGCUUCUCCGCUCUUCUAAGAGAUGUUACAUGCACCAAUGUUAAGGGAAUUACACUUUUAGCCACUUUUAAUCAUCCGAUUGACUAAGGGAAAGACAAAUUCGCAGUAGGCCUAUGUGUUGUAAAUUCUAUAUUAAAACCAAAGAAAAUUGUA
This is a messenger RNA of Salvelinus sp. IW2-2015, 2185 nucleotides long. RefSeq names its product ammonium transporter Rh type B. Gene Ontology annotation, molecular function: ammonium channel activity. The record is from RefSeq and is a predicted model, not a curated record. Gene Ontology annotation, biological process: ammonium homeostasis; ammonium transmembrane transport. NCBI's taxonomy places the organism in Eukaryota, Metazoa, Chordata, Actinopteri, Salmoniformes, Salmonidae. Gene Ontology annotation, cellular component: plasma membrane.